GAGACCAUGACCAUUGUUAUCCCUUUCUUUUUGUCCAUUACCGCCACCUUCAAAGAAACUAAUCAGUAACACCAUUUCACGGGUCGUAAAUAGUUCUACGACCACUAUAAUAAUACUAAUAUCGCCUUCAACUUCUCUUUCUUCCUACUACGUCAACUCCGCACAGAGUGGCUCCACGAACUUGCUAUCCUUCAGUCCUCUUGCUAUAUCUCAUCCGAAUCUCAAGAUAUCUAGUGUCUAUUAUUCUAUAUUUUUAAUAUCUGACCGUAUCCGACAUCUACAUAAUGGCCGUACUAUCGACUCGCAGGAAGGGUACGACGGGAACUUUGGGCCUACCUCAAAGGAGGAGAAAUUAUCGGCAGGAUGUCAUACAUGCCUUGAUCGAAGUAGAGGCACACAAGGGGCGACGAGCUAGGACCAAACGGCGGGUUCGCAGUCAAGUCAAGAAGAACGCGGAAUUGAUCCCGAACCCUCUUGGUGCCCGUCACAAGACGGGGAUCAACAACGCUUUCAAGUCUCUGGCUGAACGUGGACUCAUUGAGCCCAUCGAGAAAGAAGAUGAUCCGAUCUCCUGGACGGCGAAGGGUAAAGAGCACCUUCGUGCUGCUCAUAACGCUCUCGGGCUACGCUCAAGUCACCGUGAAGAGCUAUCUCAAGACCAACUCAUCAAGGUCGCCCAAUUAUUCGAUGCGUCGACUUCUGAUAGAGUUGCUAAGCGUUCGACAGAAACCAAGGCUCAGUUGAAGUUCGAAAAUCAGAAGUUGCGUUCGGAAAAUCAACGCCUUCAAUAUGAAUUAUCGCGAUUGCGGAAAGACAACGAAGCGUAUGAAGAGGAGCUUACUCACGCUCGACAAGCGAUAUUCGAGCUGAAGAUCGAGAACGUGGCGAUGCAACUUUCCAAUUCUCGACCCGUGUCUCCCUUUAGUGAUUGCGAGUUUGAGGAUCAGGACACCACCCUAAUACACACCGACUACGUCGAGGGUGACCACCCCACAAUGGAACAAGAUUGGGAUGACGAUGACGACGAGAACGAAAUUGGUUCAUCAUUGAGAGCCACCAGUCCAUUGCCAGUCAUGCAGCCUCCUUUCCUACCGCCACCUGCUAUCAUCGCGCCGCAUCCAGCCAGACCCAGUAUCACCGCUUCAGGAUCGUGGAUCAAUCCGAUCACUAAGCGGCCUAGCCCUGCUCCCACUCAAGCAUCCGGAGAGGAGGAUGACGACUAUGAGUACGAUGAGAAUGAUAUGACUAUGGUGGCCAAUAACGAAGACGAGGAAGUCAUUCAUCGUCAACAGCACAAUGACAUGAGCAAGCGGCAGCUUCUUACGCCUGACCAUACGCCUGCUCGACCUGUUCGCCGUCACUCUCACUCUCACUCUUUGACUCUGCCUAGAGAGACGGAUCUGCAGCGACUUGCUGACACCGAAGCAGAGUUGGCCUGCGUCCAGGAACAACUUCGUGGCGUGCGUAAUGCAUUGGAGGCCUUGCAGAACCAGUUGGACUCAAAAUCUACCGAGGUCGCGGAUCGCGAGGUGAAGGUGGUUACAUUGACGUCUGAACGGGAUGACCUUCGAACCCUACUUAACGCAGAGACAACUAAAGUUCAGCGCUUAGAGACCCAAAUCAGGGCUCUUAGAGAGGCGAAGAAGACACAUGAGGGCAACUUGGCGACGAUCAUCCGGAUGAAGGCGCAGAAACUUACCCUCGAGACGCAGAAUCGAAGUCUACAGACGGAGUGCCAAACGAUGGAGACUGAGAAACUCAUUCUUCAGACGGAUAAUAAUAACCUUAAACGCAAGCUGGACGACGCGGAUGAAGAUAUAAAAGACCUCGAAGUUGAAAUGAAGGAAAAGAUGGGCGUUUUGGAGAAGAUGUGGAAGGUGGUGCAAGAGGAACCAGCAAGGAAGAGGAGGAGGACCGCAUAGGAGUAAUGAUCCUUUCGUCGCAUUCAUAAUCCCCGUGGACAUCUCUUCAAUCUCCGUACGAUAUCUGAACUCUCUCAUUAUAUACGCAAAUUUUCCUACCUUUUUUUGGCAUGUUGCACAUCUUACGGUCGAAAAUUACCAUAUGGACAUUGACAUAUGCAAACUCUAGUUCCUCUAUCUCUCCCCCAUGUAUCAAUACUGUACCUAUGUUAGCUACUUCUUAUACGUACCAGAUACCGGUAUGAUUAUUCAUUAUGCAGAUGGCCAUCCCAGGAAAGUUGAAAUGCGACAGCACGCGAUUGCCAUAAUGAUACUACAGGUGAUUACUUUGCUAUAUCUGAGCUUAACGACGAUGGAAUGAUGGCUGGCCAAUACGCUCAUGCACCAACACCGACAGAAGGACCACCUCGUCCUCGUCCUCGACCACCGCGGAUUCCACCACGUCCACCACCGCGUCUACCAUACCCUCCCCAACCACCAACAUACGCGCCAGGUCCCAUAAGCCCAACACCCCCAGGUUCGCCAAACGUAGCAACAUUCCUCUCCCUCUCCUCCUCCCUCCUAUUCCUCGCUCCAGGCCCACCUCCCCUUC
This is a messenger RNA of Marasmius oreades (fairy-ring Marasmius), 2514 nucleotides long. RefSeq lists its product as uncharacterized. Lineage: Eukaryota; Fungi; Basidiomycota; Agaricomycetes; Agaricales; Marasmiaceae. The transcript is spliced from 11 exons. Bases 285 to 1922 code for a protein of 545 amino acids. The record is from RefSeq and is a predicted model, not a curated record.